AGCAGUUCCAGCAGUGGAAGAGGGACAAUGACCCCGAGUACCAGAGGCAGGGCCUGGCCGGGUUCCUGAGGGACAACGGCAUCACCUGCCCUCAAUGCAAGUUCCAGUACGCUCUGACCAGAGGCGGCUGCAUGCACUUCAGCUGCUCCCAGUGCAGGUACCAGUUCUGCAGCGGCUGCAACAACCCCUACCACAAGACAAUUUGUAAAAUGCCCCGUUGCAAUUGCAACGGCCUGCAUGCUCAUCACCCCCGGGACUGUCUGUUCUACCUCAGAGACUGGGAACCCCCCCGACUGCAGGCCCUGCUGCAGAAGCGCGCUGUGGAGUUCAACACAGAUCCCUCUAAUGGAGCUCAAACUGAUGCGUGUGGUGUGAUGGAGCAGAAGGAUGAAGCAGGGCGGCCGAUUGAUUCCCCGUGUGGACACCAGACUCAGCCGGGGCAGGCCGGACUCUGCGAGUGAGUGCUUGGAGCGCUGCUUCACAAACUGUCUGGUUGUUCGACAGGACAUUACCAUUUCAAAUAAUAUUACUAAACUACGUGGUAUUGUAACCGAAGAGGUAAUUGAUUUGAAUGAAC
This is a messenger RNA of Notothenia coriiceps (black rockcod), 577 nucleotides long. Its product is annotated as E3 ubiquitin-protein ligase RNF31. Gene Ontology annotation, cellular component: LUBAC complex. Bases 132 to 461 code for a protein of 109 amino acids. Gene Ontology annotation, biological process: protein linear polyubiquitination. Lineage: Eukaryota; Metazoa; Chordata; Actinopteri; Perciformes; Nototheniidae. Gene Ontology annotation, molecular function: K48-linked polyubiquitin modification-dependent protein binding; K63-linked polyubiquitin modification-dependent protein binding; ubiquitin protein ligase activity. The record is from RefSeq and is a predicted model, not a curated record. The transcript has 5 exons.